This is a messenger RNA of Capra hircus (goat), 2150 nucleotides long. RefSeq names its product target of rapamycin complex 2 subunit MAPKAP1-like. Gene Ontology annotation, biological process: TORC2 signaling. The record is from RefSeq and is a predicted model, not a curated record. Gene Ontology annotation, molecular function: phosphatidylinositol-4,5-bisphosphate binding. NCBI's taxonomy places the organism in Eukaryota, Metazoa, Chordata, Mammalia, Artiodactyla, Bovidae. Gene Ontology annotation, cellular component: TORC2 complex; plasma membrane; cytoplasm. The transcript is spliced from 2 exons. The coding region runs from base 151 to 1719 and encodes 522 amino acids.
GGGGGGCGCGGGGGAGCCGGGCCCUCCCCCCAGGAACGUGUCCCAGGGCCAUCCCGGCCCGUAGUGUGGCAGCAGCUUCAGGUAGUUGAGCCCGUGAAACAAUAUGAAGAGGAGAAAAUAGCCUUUUAAGGAAAUUGGCCCACAGAAAGGAUGGCCUUCUUGGACAAUCCAACUAUCAUUCUAGCUCAUAUUCGACAGUCACAUGUGACCAGUGAUGACACAGGAAUGUGUGAGAUGGUUCUCAUUGAUCAUGAUGUUGACCUAGAGAAGAUUCAUCCUCCUUCAGUGCCUGGAGACAGUGGGUCAGAAAUUCAGGGAAGCAAUGGUGAGAGUCAGGGCUAUGUGUACGCCCAGUCGGUCGAUAUUACCUCAAGUUGGGACUUUGGUAUUAGAAGACGCUCAAAUACAGCUCAAAGAUUAGAACGACUCCAAAAAGAGAGACAAAACCAGAUCAAAUGCAAAAAUAUUCAGUGGAAAGAAAGAAAUUCUAAGCAAUCAGCCCAGGAGUUAAAGUCACUGUUUGAAAAAAAGUCCCUCAAAGAGAAACCUCCAAAUUCUGGGAAGCAGUCGAUAUUAUCUGUACGCCUGGAGCAGUGCCCCCUGCAGCUGAAUAAUCCCUUUAACGAGUACUCCAAAUUUGAUGGCAAGGGUCACGUGGGCACAACAGCGACCAAGAAGAUCGAUGUCUACCUCCCCCUACACUCGAGCCAGGACAGACUGCUGCCGAUGACGGUGGUGACUAUGGCCAGCGCCAGGGUGCAGGACCUCAUCGGGCUCAUCUGCUGGCAGUACACCAGCGAAGGACGGGAGCCGAAGCUCAAUGACAAUGUCAGUGCCUACUGCCUGCAUAUUGCCGAGGAUGACGGGGAGGUUGACACAGACUUUCCCCCACUGGAUUCCAACGAGCCCAUUCAUAAGUUUGGCUUCAGUACUUUGGCCCUGGUUGAAAAGUAUUCAUCUCCCGGUCUGACAUCCAAAGAGUCGCUCUUUGUUCGAAUAAAUGCUGCUCAUGGAUUCUCCCUUAUUCAGGUGGACAACACAAAGGUCACCAUGAAAGAAAUCUUGCUAAAGGCAGUGAAGCGAAGAAAAGGAUCCCAGAAAAUUCCAGGCCCUCAGUACCGCCUGGAGAAGCAGAGCGAGCCCAACGUCGCCGUGGACCUGGAGAGCACCUUGGAGAGCCAGAGCGCCUGGGAGUUCUGCCUGGUCCGCAAGAACAGUUCAAGGGCAGACGGGGUUUUCGAGGAGGAUUCGCAGAUUGACAUAGCUACAGUACAGGAUAUGUUGAGCAGCCACCACUACAAGUCAUUCAAAGUCAGCAUGAUCCACAGACUCCGCUUCACGACCGACGUCCAGUUAGGUAUCUCUGGAGACAAAGUGGAGAUAGACCCUGUCACGAGUCAGAAAGCCAGCACCAAGUUCUGGAUUAAGCAGAAGCCCAUCUCGAUCAAUUCUGACCUGCUCUGUGCCUGUGACCUUGCAGAGGAAAAAAGCCCCAGUCACGCAAUAUUUAAACUCACAUAUCUAAGCAAUCACGACUAUAAACACCUCUACUUUGAAUCUGACGCUGCUACUGUCAACAAAAUCGUGCUCAAGGUUAACUACAUACUGGAAUCGCGAGCAAGCACUGCCCGGGCUGACUAUUUCGCUCAAAAACAAAGAAAACUGAACAGACCUACAAGCUUCAGCUUCCAGAAGGAAAAGAAAUCAGGGCAGCAGUGACGGCUGCCUGCAGCUUCAGUCUGUUGCCGGAGCUCAGAGCCGCCUGCGGGGCCAGGUGGCUUUUGCCCACCCUGUGUCCUGCGGUCCUCGGACAUGCUCCGAGGUCCAGGCUCCCGGCUCAUGGGGACAGGGCUGGUGGGCUCCAGGGGAAGGGGGGCACUCCCUCGGACAGAGCUGGGGACAUUUCCACCGGACCGAAGCCUGAGUGACAGUGGCUUUGACAAGCAGUGCCCGGGGCCGGACGACACGGCAAGGAGCCACGAGAGGCCCCGCCAUCUUCACUGCCUGAUGGCCCCGUGCAAGGAUGUACAUAGCCGCGCCCAGACGUGUCCUUGCAGCUUGAUCAAAUUUCCUAAAACAAGCCAAGAACAAAAGUGUACAUUUCUGUUUUUUUCUUCUUCCUUUUAAUAAACUCUUUAUCAUGGUUGGUA